CUCGCGACCGUCGUCGAGCCGGAGACGAACCGAACCCUCCUCUGCAUGCUCCGCCGCCGCUUCAAGCUCGCGAACGGCGAGGAGCGAUGCCUGUGCCUGCCGCUCGACCACCCCAUCGACGUCCUGCGCGGCGAGGGCGUCGACCCGAACGAAGACCUCAGCGACAUCGGCGACGACGAGCUGAAGGAGAUUCUCCCGGACAUGGCCUCCGCGCUCGCGAGCAAGGGCAUGCUGCUGCAGAGGAGCGCGUUCUGCAUGACGGUGCGCGGCGCGGUGCGGUUCAACGAGACGGACGCGUUGCUCAUGGACGCGGGGGACGGCGCCGGCGACGAGACGGAAGGGAUCGAGAUCCUGACGUUCUCGUCCAAGGGGUCGCGGUACCUCGUGUACGCGCCCAUGAACCCGGUGCUUCUGGUG
Molecule: messenger RNA, 417 nt
Organism: Micromonas pusilla CCMP1545
Lineage: Eukaryota; Viridiplantae; Chlorophyta; Mamiellophyceae; Mamiellales; Mamiellaceae
Exons: 1
Source: RefSeq, a predicted model, not a curated record